Molecule: messenger RNA, 8904 nt
Organism: Haplochromis burtoni (Burton's mouthbrooder)
Lineage: Eukaryota; Metazoa; Chordata; Actinopteri; Cichliformes; Cichlidae
Gene: phldb2b
Product: pleckstrin homology-like domain, family B, member 2b
Exons: 21
Coding region: 2279-6223 (1314 amino acids)
Biological process (GO): regulation of microtubule cytoskeleton organization
Cellular component (GO): basal cortex
Molecular function (GO): protein binding
Source: RefSeq, a predicted model, not a curated record
GGGUCUUUUUUGGAUUGGUUAACUCACAUUCCAGUCUAUCUCUGUGACUCAUAUGGGCACAGUUAAGUUUCUUCAUGCAAACAACAGGUUGUGCAAUAUGUUUGUGUCCAUGUACAUCUACACACAUGUAGUCAUGUGAGUGUAUUGAUGCAUUUCGGUAUGUUUGUGUGUGUGUGUCUGUGUGUGUAUCUUUGGGUAAUUCGUAGUGGUUUGGAACAGCUAGCUCCUACAAUGAGUCACAGCUUCCAGCAACUGCAGAGCAUGCAAACCCUUUGGAUUGUUAUUGGAGACUGCAGAAUGUUCUCAAAAAAAGAAAAGAAAAAAAGAAAGUGUAGUCACCCAAAGUUAAAUGGAUCUCUCUUCUUAUCUUGUUCUUCAUGCCCGCCUACGUAGACGUGUCUAUAUUUUGUCUGCGAGUAUCUUAAUCUGUCUAUCUCUGGCCUUUCUUCCCUCUAUUCUUUUCACUUCUCUGAAUUGCUCCGUCAUUUAUUCAGUCACAGUAUGCUCUCCCAUUUUCUCCACAGCUUUGUCCUUCUUUCACCUUUCCCUGUCCUACUUAAAAUGACAAGCAGCACACUCACUUGUCUGUCCUUUCUGUUUACAGUUUUCUCCUUUUUCUUGUGCCCUGGAAAAGGCCUGGACGGUUUAAGUUAAACAUUGACAGGCCUAUUUAACUUCCCGCUGUGCCUGGCUGACUCAAAUAUUGACAUCAUCUUGGUGGGUCCACACACAAGGCUCAGGCACAGCAAAAUAGCAGGGGUGUGGAAAAGAGACUAAAAAAACAAGACAGGGUUAAAAAGUCAGAAGAGUAUGCGUAGGAAAACGAUAGUAAAAAAGGAAAAAGAUUGAGAGCAUCUUUUAUCCACUGGCCUCAGUUGCUCUGGGUUGAGUUGGUCGAACCACAUACACAGACACUCAUGCACACUAGUCUGGAGAUGAUUAGCUGUGUUUAGGAAAUGAUCUGUUCUGUAUUUUGGAAUUCAGAGCUUGAUCUGGAAUCACAUCAGCUGGAGGACACUUGUAGAGUAGCAAUAUGUUUAUUCAACAGAGGUGGAAACGACAAAGGAAAUCAUUGUUGAGGAAGAAAGCCGCUGACAAACAAACUCCACAAGUACAUUGUUAGUUUAUUAAUAAGAUCUGUUAACUGGAACAUUACUGCUUUAGAUCUGCUCCGUGUUUUUUUAUUUUCCAUUUGUCCAAGAUUUCCACGUUGUUCGUUUUUCAGUUCACAUUUCAGUGGAUUUGUAGUCAUAAAACUAAGUCUCUCAACAUUUACACUGGAAGGGAGCAGAUGCAAAUCUAUGCUGCUGCACAAAACACAGGAUGCUCUAAUAUCUGCUCUCUUGUUUUAUCUUAUUUUACUGUGUGCACAGGAUGAUCGCAGGAUAAAGGGCAAAGUAGCUGUCCACGGGUUCGUGUCAUGGUAGAAAUGCUUGCAAAUGAAGCAUCUAAGCAAAAUAGACGAACAACCUUUAACCCAGACAGGAAGGCACAGUCCUCCCUCUUAUUUUAUUUUUUUCUUAUUUACUUUUUGACGUUAUCUUUCUCAGUCAAUACCUUCCACUUGCAUACUGCAUACCGUUUCUAUGCUGUUUUAUCAUGAAGUCUAAGCAGUCACUUCUUCAUUUUAGACUCAGUAAGUCCGACUCUACACACUAUACCUGCUUUAAGGAUAAACCAGCGGAGUGAUUUUCAUAGCAAAGAGCUGUUGAAGAGGUAGGUAGACAAAGAAAGCUUUAGAGGUGGGGGUGGAGGGGGGUGUCUACUAAAGACCUCAUUGCCGAAUUGUCUUUGAACUAACCGACUACACACAGGGGUCGUGGCGGGUAAUGCUGUUACAUUUAGCUGGUCUUUAGUCACGUGCACUCAUCAGUUUGCUCUUUACAGUGUCACUUCGGUGUAAGAAACCAUCACUCGUUAUAUUUACCGUGUUAUAACUUAUUCCCUGUGGUUAUUUAUUGACCUGUCCUUAUCCUCCUCCCCCUUUUUUACCGACAUUUGGUACAGUCCCGGGUUCUCGUGGAUGGUAAAUCAGUGAACCAACUUUCUUCCACACUGAGUCAAGAGGAGGCGGAACAUCACGGAGGAGGGAGGCAGCACAGAGGCGGACAGUGGUGCUGAUAUAUAAUCUGUAUCUGUUUUGCCCGUGAGGGAGAAGUUUUUGUAGUUCUUGUCAUGAUAAGACGCUGAAGGGAAACAAAUAGCUCGAAAAGGUUAUUCUUUGUGUCUGGGAAAAUCCUAUUUGUUCCGGUUCAACCAUCCUGAGGAAGCCAGCAGAAUGAAGAGCAUGCUUCCCCAAAAGAGUCCUGUAUCGGCUUUAGCCUACAACACAGACUACCUGAAGUUUAGCAGUGACUAUAGCCAUGCAGUUGUGGGUGGCACCAGUAGUGCUAGGGGCAUGCGAUCAGCAUCUGAGCUUCGGGACUUGAUGGACACCCUGCAGCGUAAGAAAAUUGCCCUGGAAAACAGCCUGAGAGCCAACGGGAAUGCCAACCCCUCCUACUUCAGUGUGACACAGUCUCCCCCCACCACACCUGUCUCCAGUCCUGCCACAUCUUCAUCAGCCUAUCAGGAACAGGCAAGGCGUUUCUAUAGCUCCGAUCGUCCUUCUUUGUCCUUAAAAUCUGCUCCCCCUCUUUCCCCCGGGCGACGUUCCGACCCUUCUUCUUCUUCUUUGGCCUCACGCUCUUCAGUUGGCCGCAGUCAGGACAAUUUUAGCACCAGCGAUAGCCGACGACUGCACAGUCAGAGCUCCUCUCCUUUACUCUCCACCUGGAAUGGUGGGGGAUCUUCCACUUCUGUUGCCAGUAGUGAGAACUAUCUCCUCUCUCUUCCUCCAUCUUCUUCCUCAUCCCGCACUCCAUCUUCUGGGGGCGCUGCCAGCAUGCCCUCUAGCCCCCGUCUAGGACGCCGCACCUAUGGGAACCAGGGGAACCAGGAGCCGACGCCCACUAGUCGAACCAGGAAAUACUCAGCAGGUUCGCUGAGUGGGAUGACAGCAGGAGGACACAGCCGCUCACUGCCACGCCUCUGUCCCUCCCCGUCCCCCCGUGACAAUAAUAAUGGAGUGCUAACUUUGUCAACGCUGCCUCCACGGCGGUCUGAUACUGCUGGGGAUUACAAAUUUAGCAAAGAGCAUUACAGCAACGGCCAAAACGCUGACCUCAACCACAAGUCUAGUCACUCCAGUCAGCAAGCUGCAAACAGGAUUAAAGGCCAGACCACAGCUCAAGGGGAAGGUGUCGUGUCGAUCUCCCUCUCUUCCCCUAGGACCUCCUCCUGCUCCACCUCCCACUCCAUCUCUUCCACAUCCACAUCCACUCCACCAGAUGUAACAAUCCCAUCCAGGGCAGGGGGCUCCUCUUCUCCUCGUGUUGCCAAAAAACUCAGCCUAACCUCCACCAGCUCAAUAGGCUCCAUCAGCUCUAUAGCUUCGAGCCCUCCAGAGCAAGAACGGCUAAGCAGCAAUGACGCCUCCUCAGGAGCAGAAAUGUCUGUGGCGGAGCAAGAAACACCAGGAGUGGGCCUUGAACUCACCGUUGCACCGGGACUAGGACUUAGAGAGAGGAGUUCUUCAUUUGGGAAGGCCGGCCUGGAAACUGGAAUUGGUCUGGGGGAGAGGAGGCAGUCAUUUGGCAAAGCAGGGGUGACCCCGCCAGGGGGGUUCAGGGAAAGAAGGGGGAGUAUCAGCUCCCUAAGUGGGAAGGAAGAACUGACAGACUACCACCAACGCCAAAAAGAGGAGAGACUCCGUGAGCAGGAGGUGGAGAGACUGGAGCGACAGCGGCUAGAGACCAUCUUGUCUCUUUGCUCUGAGCUGGGCCGAGCUGAAAGGGACGGAGGCGCCGCAGCCACCAGCUCCACUUCAGCUGUUGCAGACCUGCAGAAGAUCAACCAGGAGCUUGAGAAGCUGCAGCUGACCGACGAAGAUGAUGACACGCCUUCUGUCUUUUCCGACUCUUCAGCUGUUAGUGGAAUAGUCGGAAACGGGCACACGACCUCCCCUGGAUCGGAGAAUGGUUACUAUGAUGAUGACCUGCAGGUACGACGGAGGCGUAGCAGCGGUCACCGAGACAACAGGGCCGAAUCGCCUGCUAUCAGUCUGCGAAGCUUUGCCCCCACACCUUCACCACGUGCACAUAGGACAAAUGAGGCUCUAGAGGAUGCAGCUCGCCAUCGUGGACAGGACACGAUCCCUUCAGAGGAGGAAGUGAGGCGCGUGGAAGAGGAGAGAAUCCAGGUCCUGAACAACAUGGAGGAGCUUGAACAAAAGAUCAAAGAGCUGGACAAUCAAAUUGAGGAAUCUGCCCGAGAGGUCGAGGUUGAGCGAGCUCUAGUUGAAGCUGAGCAGGAGUCCGAGAUAGCAGCUCUUCAACACGAAAAAGAUGCUUUAGAAGCGCUUCACAACAAGAUGGCUCACCUAGAGACCCAAUCCCAGCAGGAAAAAGAAAAGGCGUGCAAGCUGCUGCAGGCAGAAAAGGGCAGAGUAGAGAGGUUGGCUCAGAUUGUGUGUGAGCAGCGCUCCCAGCUGGACAGCUGUCCUGAAGCCACCAAGGAGCCCCUGCAGGAGCAGCUAGCCAGGGACUGCGAAGUGCUUGAGGCAGAGACAAAGCGUUUUGAGGACCUGGAGUUUCAGCAGCUCGAGAGAGAGAGCAGGCAGGACGAGGAGAAGGAGACCCACACCCAGCAGCUUCUCCGGGAGAUCGCAGACUACCAACGCAGCACCGUCACCCGCAAGGAGCGUCUGUUAACUCUGAAGAAGCAGUCGGCGCAGAUUACGCAGCAGGUUCAACGAGAGAAGGAGAGCUUCUUGAAGGAGAGGAGCAACCUUGAGUCCAUGCUGCAGAGAGAGAAAGAAAGCCUGGCUGUGCUGGAAAGAAAAUACGCUGGCCUCACCGGUGGACGGAGUUUCACCCUGAGAGAGGAUUCAGCCUCUUUGGCUGAUGUGUGUCGCUCCCUCCUUUCUUCUAUUUUUCUCAAGAACGCAGAGGGCUAUGUCACAGUCAGUGAAAUCAAUGAGCUUUACUCACAGCUUGGGCAAGACCCUAAAGUUGCUCCUGUCCCCACUCUGACCAAAGCCUCUCCUGAGCCCGAGUCAACCCUUUCCCCUGAUGAGGACACCCCCAAACCAGCGGAGGAUGAGCAUUUCCGUCUGCUGGAGGGGAGGAAGAGGUCUGAGAAAGAAAGUGGCUCACAUCUAAGUGAUACAUUACCCUGGAAGAAAACCGCGACCGCCAUGAACCCCCAGUUUAUGUGUGCAACACUCGGGCGCAGCUUCCCCACAAAGUCCCAUCAGCCUCUGGUACAGACUACAAGUUGUGGCAGUAUUCUUCCAAGAAUCCUCAGUUUAUCCAAUAAGGAAAGUGAAUCUCGACGUCUGCAUAAAGGUCAGCCGAGCUCCCGAGCUGCUUCUCAGACCAACGUCUACCUCGAUGCCUUUGGGUACCGUGAAAACCAGGCCUUUGAUACAAUGAGUGUGGAUAGUAGUGACUCUAUUGAAACCAGCAUCUCUGCUUGCUCACCUGACAACAUCUCCAGUGCCAGUACGUCAAAUGUAGCCAAGCUGGAGGAGAUGGAGCGCCUGCUGAGAGAGGCGCAGGCCGAGAAGAACCGCCUCCUCGAACACAAGGAGCGGGAAAUGGAAUUUCGAAAGCAGGCCUUGGAAGAGGAGAGGAGGAGACGGGAGGAUCUGGAGAAAAGGUUACAAGAGGAGACCAACAGACGCCAGAAACUGAUCGACCGCGAGGUGAAGCUUCGAGAAAAGCAGAGGGUGCAGUCCCGGCCUCUUACUCGGUAUCUGCCUGUGAGGAAGGACGAUUUUGACUUGCGGGCUCACAUUGAGUCGGCGGGCCACAGCCUAGACACGUGCUUCCACCUGUCCAUCUCUGAAAAGACCUGCCGAGGCUACUUGGUCAAGAUGGGAGGCAAAAUCAAAACAUGGAAGAAACGCUGGUUCGUCUUUGACCGCAACAGACGCACACUAUCCUACUACGCAGACAAGCACGAAGUCAAGUUGAAAGGAGUCAUUUACUUCCAAGCUAUUGAAGAAGUAUACUACGAUCACUUGAAGAAUGCACACAAGAGCCCAAACCCCUCCCUGACCUUCAGCGUGAAGACUCACGAUAGGGUCUACUACAUGGUUGCUCCCUCUCCCGAGGCCAUGAGGAUCUGGAUGGAUGUGAUCGUCACAGGCGCUGAGGGAUACACUCAGUUCAUGGUGUAGUGAAGCAGAUGUACGGGCCUCAUGUUUUUUUAAUGCUGCAGUCCUUUGUGGGUUUUGAAGACAAAAGUAUCAGCUCCUUAUUUUCCUCCUGGAUGAAGCUUAUGUGCAUUUGUGUUACACAGAUAACACUUCAUGUUGUGUUACAGAGCUCUCAUGUGAAAUUGCGGGCAGAUAUUGGACAGUUUAACUGUCUUCAGAGAAGAAUAAAGUUUUUUUGUUCUGAUUUUUUUAUGUAAGUUAGAAACAUUAGUUAAACCAGAGCUGACUUUGGUCUCUAUAUUAUGCCCUACAGUGUUCAGCAUCUUAUACAAAUUGUAUACAUAUUUCCAAUAUUUCCAAAGAAAUGGGGGGAAAGGCAUUUAAAAGCAUUUGUACAUUAUGAAAUGCCUCAUAAUCUAGUAAAGGUAUAUUUUUUAUUAAAUGAAUUAAUUUCAUGUAUGAUUAAUGGGGCAUUCUCAGGUCUUAAAUCUGUGCGUGGAUGUGCAUGCAUGCAUCAUAUGAUCAUGUGUGAGUAUAUACACAUGUGAUGAAUUGUCUGCUCUGUGUGCGCGCGCAGGCACUUUUCGUGUAGCUCCAAGGUGCUGUACUUACACGGUAUAUGACACUAAUGUUCCAAACCACACUCGCACAAACCAAACUAAUCAGCCCUUCUCUGAAUGGAUGCAGAUGCCGGGUUUACAACAGUGUCAGCAUAGGUAACGUGUUAAUAAAACGACAACGUAUUUGUACAUUUUGCCUGCUAAUUUCUUAAAUGUUAUGACAUGUAUGGUCCAUUAUCAACUAAAGAUGUUUGUUUGUGCCUUUUAAUCACAUUUUAAAUAUUUUUUAGCACUACAUACAUCUACAUACAAAACGCCAAAGUGGUGAGAAAGUACGCUAGUGUGGAAUUGCGGUCCUGAAUGGUUUUUUAAGGAAGAACUUCAGCAGGAUGAAGUUUUAUUGUUAGAAGUCAAGCAGACGAAAUCUAUGGUACACACAUUUAUUUGUCCUAAGGUGGCUGAUUACUGUGCUGCUGCUUUAGUCCACUACAUUUCAUUACAUUGCAUUUAUUACCACUAAUUUAAUGUGUUUUAUUUUUUUAAUGACUAUUCCACUAUGAUCACUAAUGCUGCUUUAUGCAUUAUACUCCACACUGCAUUGGCAUAUUUCUGUCCGCUGAUAACUGCAUUUAUAAUCUUGCCUCCUGUGUUUUUGUGUGCUGACCAAGCUUUAUACAUAUGUGAUACAAUGUAUAUUUGGUUUCUUUGCUUUGAAAUAUCUUUUAAGUGGAAUAUUGUCUGUUUCGACAUGACGUGCCGAGCAUAUUUUUACCAAACUAAUGGAGUUGUCACAGAGGAAGCUUUCAUGUGUUUUAAUUCAUCCAGUAUUUUUAUAUAAUUAAUUUUUAUGUUGAUUUUACUGUAUUUAUGCCAGUACCAUUGCAUGUAUCUUAAUUUUGUAUUUUCAUAUGAAUAAUAAAAAAGAAUAUAUAAUAAAUAUAAUCGUUUGUGUUGUUUAUGUCUUGAGGAAUACUUUUCUAUGAGAACAGUGGAGCUUGAGCAUUUUACAGGUUUCCACCAGCAGUAUUUCAAACUGUGCUGUAGUGCAACCUGCCACAGAUCACUGGGAUAAAGAAUCACAGACAGUAAAGACAAUAAGUCUUUAUUUAAGUUCAGCUGAAAUGUAUUAUUACCUGUGUGAAACUCCUGGAAUAAACAUCAUAUGUGUCUGCACUCUCAUUUGUCCUAUGUUACAGUUACAGUACAGACAGGUGAAAUCCACACAGCCAGCUCAGAAUCAGGGAUGCACCUACCUUACUCCACCAGCCUAAACUAAGCUCAGGACAUCUGUUCCAGUUCAUAGAUACAAGGCCUUACUAAGUAAAGCACACUCCCCUAAUCCGCCUGACACAAUAUUAAUAAUAAAUAUUUUGAUAUAAUGACACAAAAAAAAUAGUAAAGUAUCAUGCAGCAGAAAGACGUGUCUGAUAUUUGUAAGAAACUACUUAAAAAUGGAUUUUUUUGUGUGGAUACACCUGCCUACAUAUCUGGCUGAAGGGGGCGUGGCUCCACCUCAGCUCCUCACUGAGCCAUAUUACAAUGUGUAUAAAAUAUCUGUGGCCUGCAAACUAUUACACACACACUGUGCUCACAUGUUUUUGCUUUCACAUUAGCUCGUCCAGGUACUCUCGGCACAGGAAUAUAAGUGGAGGAAAGGGUCUAGUCGAUUUGGCUCGGUUACCCAUGAUUCAAUGCGGAAAUGAAAUGAACCAGACAGAUAGCAAGGUUUGUAUAAGUGCUUUGCGGAAAGUUCUCUGUGAUUUUAGUAUACGUGAUUUAUUCAACUUCCGUAUUAAAAUGCAACUCCUCUGCCCUCACUUUUUUUCACACACCCGUAUGUAACUGUAUGUGACAGCAGCGCCCUAUUUAUAAGUCUGACUCUCAUUACGAACGUGGUUGGUCCGAAGACAGUGGGAUGUGGCACUUCCGUCCGAAGCCCCCCAAAGAGCACAGUCAUCAUUCGCUCCGUGCAUCACCAUGUGGCGCCAAAUGUGAAUCGCGAUCUUGUUUACGCGUUUGAGGUUCUCCUUGUGGAUUUCCAUGAUGUUCACAAGGUGAAGCUCGACCACGUCAACGUGUUUGCGACUCACAUGUGGGUCACCUUGUGCUUCACGGAGCGGCUGAUGCCUGUGCUCCUUGUUG